GAUGUCACUAAGACAUUCAACAGAUGUCUUUAAGAUGUUUGUGAUUUAGAAUGUUUGUAAAUCUGAUCUUUUUAAGAUGUUUAGCAGAUAAUAAUUAGAUGAAAUGCUCUUAAACAGACAUCUCAGAGAUAUAUUUGUGCUAUCUCUGGGAAACUUUUCGCCAAAUGAAUUCGGGACUUUUGAGCAUUUUGAGCCCUUCAAUAGGCUAUGGAACGUUUUGCCAUGUUUCACUGUCCAACCUUUGAAAGAUAAACCUCUGAGCAAUACAAUGUUAAUAUCACCAGGAGAGGAGAAGUUGAUUUACAAUUGAAAAAGGGUAAUUUGAAGGAGUCACCAGUCACCACGGACAUCCACCAAGACGGCAUUAUGGAUCUGGACACUUCAGGAGAUAUUUUCGAUGAGGAUGUGGCAACACAGUUCAUAAUUGAACAGAGUCUGCUGCAGUGCCACAAGCAAACUGAGGUCAAUAACUCCUCUGGUGACGUCUGCAGGAACAUUCAGAUUACUCCUGCGAGAGAGAAAAUAUUCAAUGCCAUAAAACAUGGUGAUGAAAAUGCUCUCCGUAAACUGACAGUUCACCAGCGAGCCUUUUAUGAAGAGGAUAGCACAGGAUUCAUUCCAUUACACGAGGCUGCUAUACAGAGCAACCAGAACAUCCUUGAGAUCACAUUCAAUGCUUCUCCUGAGGAUUCAAAGCACAGAGGGACUCAUCAUGGUAAAACAGCCCUAUUCUUAGCUGUGGAGAAAGGUCUUGUGGAAAACACCUGUUUUUUGUUGGACAACGGCAGCAGUCCAGACACCCUGGAUGAGGAGGAAGACUCGCCUCUCAUUGUAGCCAUACGAAACAACCACUACGACAUGGUGAAAGUUCUACUCAACUUUAAUGUUAGUGUUAACCAGGAGGGGGCGCACCGCAGGACCGCACUACAUGAAGCUGCCCGGUUGGGUCUGACAGAUUUUGUAGAUCUGUUGUUGAAAAACGGGGCUCAUCCUGACCCCAUGAGCACUUACGGCCUGACCCCUUUAGCAUUAGCUGCACAGGGAGGACACCUGGAAAUCAUUCGAACUCUUCUGCGGAGAGGUGCUAAUGUGGAGUCUCAGGCUCAGGACAGCGCUACUAUCCUGUUUGAAGCUUCUGCUUCAGGAAACCCUGAUGUGAUUUCACUACUGCUGGAACAUGGAGCAGACGCUAAUGUACCCAAACACACAGGCCAUCUGCCCAUUCACAGAGUGGCUCACCGUGGACAUGUGAAGGCUCUUGCUCUUCUGAUACCCAUAACAACAUGGGAUGCAGUAGAUGACAGUGGAAUCAGUCCCCUUCAUUCAGCAGCAGCCAGUGGACAAACACAGUGUCUGGAGAUGCUUCUCAAUGCCGGUUAUGAUCCCAACUUCAUGCUUCAUUCAUGGGUACGGCGUAACUACGACGACAAUCGCCAGUCUGCCUUGUACUUUGCCGUAGCCAAUGACGACGUCGCAUCUACCAAGGUUCUGCUAGAAGCUGGAGCCAUGCCCAACCAGGACCCUAUCAAAUGCCUGCAGUUGGCGCUACACCUGGGCAACUAUGAGCUGAUCCACGUGUUGCUACGAUAUGGUGCCAAUGUCAAUUAUUUUUGCAGGGUGAACACAACUCACUUCCCGUCGGCUUUACAGUACGCCCUAAAGGACGAGAUUGUGCUGCGGAUGCUGUGUAACUAUGGUUACGAUGUGGAGCGUUGCUUUGACUGUCCAUAUGGAGACGGCUCGCACGUGCCACAUGGUUACGAGGGCUGGAGUGAUACUGUCAUCAAAGACACUCUGUUCUGUGAGGUCAUAUCAGUGUCAUGGUUGAAGCAUCUCUCUGGAGAUGUGGUACGUAUCAUGCUGGACUAUGUUGAUCAUGUGACCUUCUGCUCGAAACUGAAGGCUGCUCUCAUGGAGCAAAAACAAUGGCCUGAAAUCUGCAAAAUUCAAGAGAACGUUCGCUCUUUGCAGCACCUCUGUCGACUGAAGAUCAGGAGCUGUUUGGGUCGACUGCGUCUGAGAGCUGCAGUUUUCAUGAGCUUCCUUCAGUUGCCAGAUCGACUGAAGCAGUUCAUCCUAUAUAAAGAACAUGACCUCUACAGCCAGAAAAGUCAAAGCAAAUGAAAUAAUCAAAACAUACUUCUGAUUUACGUUUAAGACAGAUGUGGCUAUAAUGGUCCUUAAAAUGUAAAGUAAGGCUAAACACUUUUUUUAGGGGCUGAUUAUGCUUCUGCCUUUAAUAAAGUAUAUCAAAUAAUAUGAUGGACUUGUUGUCCAAAAUACCCAAGUAUCUUCUUAACAUACAGGUUUUGAGAAUGUAAACAAAGUCUUAAAUUUGAUACAUAUUUAUUGAAGUGAAUAAUUUGUAUAAAUAAAUAAAUAAUGGAUGAUAUCAUCUUUGAUAAGAGCAUUGAUAUAUUUACAAGUCCUAGCGAUAGCAUGUAGGAAACAGAACUGUGUAUAGAGCUUUUUUAACCUAUAUAAAAAUGUAUUUUAGGAGGCUACAUUGUUUAUGCUGUGAUUAUAAACAAACGACAAAUUCUUUGAAAAAAUCGCCUUAUUGUCAUAAAUG
This is a messenger RNA of Xyrauchen texanus (razorback sucker), 2572 nucleotides long. RefSeq names its product ankyrin repeat and SOCS box containing 14a (gene asb14a). Gene Ontology annotation, molecular function: protein binding. The record is from RefSeq and is a predicted model, not a curated record. Gene Ontology annotation, biological process: intracellular signal transduction. The transcript is spliced from 9 exons. NCBI's taxonomy places the organism in Eukaryota, Metazoa, Chordata, Actinopteri, Cypriniformes, Catostomidae. Bases 367 to 2124 code for a protein of 585 amino acids.